Molecule: messenger RNA, 1359 nt
Organism: Populus nigra (black poplar)
Lineage: Eukaryota; Viridiplantae; Streptophyta; Magnoliopsida; Malpighiales; Salicaceae
Exons: 6
Coding region: 1-1359 (452 amino acids)
Source: RefSeq, a predicted model, not a curated record
AUGCAAGCAGAAUUCAAUCCAUUUAAUGCACAACAAAGAAAGCAUGAAAAGAUGAUGAUUAGGCACGUAGAAGAUGAUGAUGAUGGUGAUGAUGAGGAUGAGGAUGAUGAGGAUGUCAAUACUAAAAAACAUAUGUUACCACCGAAGAUUGCAAAAAAGAAAAAGCUUCAAAGCACCAGCACUUAUGGCAUAGAUGUUGUAACAGUUAUGAGUCCUGGUUAUAAAAGAUCAAACUUGCAUGUUAUUCGUGGUUAUUACUUGGCAAAAGCGGUUGAUGAAGUCAAGAUUUAUGUUGAGACUUAUCGAGAGAUUUGGAAGAAGACUGAUGUCUCAAAGACUGCUAGAUUGUUGUAUCAGUUGUUUAGAGAGGUUGUUUUGUAUGUUGGGGUAGAAAACAUUGUGCAUAUGGUGACUGAUAAUGCUGCAAAUUAUGUUGCUGCUGGCAAGUUAUUGAUGGAAGAAUUUCCUUCAAUAUUUUGGUCUCUUUGUGCUGCUUAUUGCAUCAACCUCAAACUCCAGGACAUUGGUAAAUUGCAGUCAGUUUGUUGUGUUGUUGAGCAUGCUUCAGCUCAUAAAAAUGAGUUGAGAGCUAUGGUGACAUAUAGAGAAUGGGUCUCAUCUGCUUAUGCUAAAGAUAGCAAAGGAAAAAAGUUUGUUGAGAGUAUGCUAGACUCUCUGUUUUGGGAAGAAUGUGCAAUAAUUGUGCGAAUGAGUGAGCCUUUAAUUCGAGUUCUACAAAUUGUUGAUGGUGAUGAUAGACCUUCGAUGGGAUAUUUAUAUGAUGCUAUUCAUCAUGCAAAAGAAGAAAUGAUGAGGAGAUUUCAGAAGAGAAAAGCUAGAGUGAAACUUUUCAUAGAUAUUAUCAGUAAUCGGUGGGAUGGACAAUUUUAUAGAAAUCUUUAUGCAGCGGCAUUUUGGUUGAAUCCUCGAUUUCAAUAUGAUGCAAAUAUAAUGGAUAAACAUAUGAGGACCAUUUCUGGACUUCUAAAUGUUCUUGAGAAAUAUACACAUGGAAAUCUACCAUUGCAAAGUAAGAUUACAAGUGAGAUGAAGUUGUUUAGGAAUCCUGAACAUGACUUUGGUCGAGUGUCCGCAAUAAAUAAUCGCACCCUUAUGCCUCCAGUAGAAGAUGACCCGUCAAUCUUGACAACUGAAGAAGCAGAGAGUUUUCACAAAGCUCUAUCAACUAUGACCAUGCAAGAUACUUUAGAUGAUGAUGAUUGUGACGAUGAAGUUUCAAAGGAGCAUGCUGAUGAUUUAUUAGGUGUUGACGAGAUUGGCUCAAUUCCAUCGACAUUUGAUCCAAAUUUUGCUUAUAUGGACACAGAAGAACUUAAUGUGUUCAUUCAACAAAAGUGA